GCAGCAGGAGGAUGGCCUCGCUCGGGUCAUCAGCGGCUGGGGAGCCGGCGACCGGAGCUGAGGCGGAGCCAGGUCCUCCGGCCCCGCCGCCGCCUCCACCGCCGCCACCGGCUCCCUCGCCGUCCGCUCUCGGGCCGCUGUUGCCCCUGCAGCGUGAGCCGCUGUACAACUGGCAGGCCACCAAGGCGUCGCUGAAGGAGCGCUUCGCCUUCCUUUUCAACUCGGAGCUGCUGAGCGAUGUGCGUUUCGUGCUCGGCAAGGGCCGAGGCGCGGCGGCCGCCGGGGGCCCGCAGCGCAUCCCCGCCCACCGCUUCGUACUGGCGGCCGGCAGCGCGGUCUUCGACGCCAUGUUCAACGGCGGCAUGGCCACGACGUCGGCCGAGAUCGAGCUGCCGGACGUGGAGCCCGCCGCCUUCCUGGCGCUGCUGAGAUUUUUGUAUUCAGAUGAAGUUCAAAUUGGUCCAGAAACCGUUAUGACCACUCUUUACACUGCUAAGAAAUAUGCAGUCCCUGCCUUGGAAGCACAUUGCGUAGAAUUUCUCACCAAACAUCUUAGGGCAGAUAAUGCCUUUAUGUUGCUUACUCAGGCGCGGUUGUUCGAUGAGCCUCAGCUGGCUAGUCUUUGUCUAGACACCAUAGACAAAAGCACAGUGGAUGCAAUAAGCGCGGAAGGGUUUACUGACAUUGACAUAGAUACACUCUGUGCAGUUCUAGAAAGAGACACACUGAGUAUCCGAGAAAGCCGACUUUUUGGAGCUAUUGUACGUUGGGCAGAGGCAGAGUGUCAGAGACAACAAUUGCCUGUGACAUUUGGAAACAAACAGAAAGUUCUAGGAAAAGCACUUUCCUUAAUCCGGUUCCCACUGAUGACAAUUGAGGAAUUUGCAGCAGGUCCUGCUCAGUCUGGAAUUCUGUCAGACCGUGAAGUGGUAAACCUCUUUCUUCAUUUCACCGUCAAUCCUAAACCCCGGGUAGAGUACAUUGAUAGACCACGAUGCUGCCUCAGAGGAAAGGAGUGCUGCAUCAACAGGUUCCAGCAAGUAGAGAGCCGCUGGGGCUACAGUGGGACGAGUGAUCGGAUCAGGUUCACAGUUAACAGAAGAAUCUCUGUAGUUGGAUUUGGUUUGUACGGAUCUAUUCAUGGGCCCACGGAUUAUCAAGUGAAUAUACAGAUCAUUGAAUAUGAAAAAAAGCAAACCUUGGGUCAGAAUGACACUGGAUUUAGUUGUGAUGGGACUGCUAACACAUUCAGGGUCAUGUUCAAAGAACCUAUAGAGAUUCUGCCCAACGUCUGUUACACAGCGUGCGCAACACUCAAGGGUCCAGAUUCUCACUACGGCACAAAGGGACUGAAGAAAGUGGUGCAUGAGACCCCUGCUGCAAGCAAGACAGUGUUCUUAUUUUUCAGUUCCCCUGGCAAUAACAAUGGGACAUCAAUAGAAGAUGGACAAAUACCAGAAAUAAUAUUUUAUACAUAACCUAGUGUUAAAAACCCAUUCAGUCUAAUCUCAAAAGCAUAAACAACUGGCCACAAAUAGUUUGAGUGUCUUGAGUAUUUAUAAUUACAAAUUAAGAAACAUUUUAGUUUCUUAGAAGUAAAAUAGUUCAUUUAAAUCUGCAUGUUUCAAAGGCAGACUUUCUUUUUCUUGUAACCUUCGGAGCAAAGAGAACCAGGUUCGUGUGUAAACUGCCAUCUUUUCUGCUUUGUCUUGUGUGAUUUCGUAGAUCCUCUGACUCGUCAUCUUUUAGUAAUUUGGGAAUUGAGAGAUUCUUGUCACAAAUAGCAGAUGUGGGUGUUUGGUUUUUUUUUUUUAAACUUCUGUUUUGACUGUUUUGAAAGUUAGAUGAAAUGGGUGAGUAUUUGUACAGAAUUCUUUUUAACUCAAAUAACUAGUUUCAGAAAAUUAAGAAAACUGACUUUAUAUUUGGGUUUUCAAAUAUCUGGUCAUUAGCUUUGGGAAUAAUGAUAAAAGUAAACCUAGAAAACACCCAAGAGAAGUUUCAGUGCGUUUCCAGGGAAGGUACUUUGUAACAGCAUAGAAGUGCAUCACAUAGUACUGUUUUAAAGCUGGAAGUGGGGUUUGUAUAAAUUCACAGUGUGAUAGAAACAGAUCUAAAGGGAUGAUCUGAGAUGGGCUCUUUAUCAUUCCCACCCCACUAAGCCUGCCACGCGGGCUGCUAGUAAUCCCAGAUGAUGGGUGUAUGACGAUGCCAGCAUGUGACCACUUCAGCCCUGCAGUGCCCUUACACAGAAGGAAGGAGGGUAGAGUGCCAGGAUCCCCAACAGCUGUAUAGUUGUACAGCUGUCCCGCCAGUCACUCCUGCUGAAAAGGAAGGAGGCUCUGUGUCACCUACAUAGGUCUACCCAGGAACUAAAAGUGCUUGAUAUUUGUGACCUCGUUGAUGUGACUGGAGUGUCUAUAAUAGUGGAUCAAAAGGAUAUAUGGCAGUGUGACAUUUCUACAUUUUUAUAUAAAGCAGAUUUUUAAAAUACAAGUAAGAUAACAUUUUCCCCUUGAAAAUAAUCUUACAAAAAAACAAACCUUGUAUAAUUAAGCUUAAAGUAUAUCAGUCUAUCAGAUAGUUGUGGGAAGUUAUUAAAGAUAAUUCUUUUAAGUAUCAACUUAAGAACUUUUCUAAAUAAGAUAUAAAAGUUUUCAUCAAAAGUCAUAUUUUGUAUUUUCAAGAGGACAGGGAGGUGAUGUGUUGGUGGCCAGGAUCUCUUGAAGUUGUUGAAGAAAAGGAACUGUUUUCAGUCUGUUCUGAUACCAUGGUCUUAUGGGUAUAAACCUCAGCUAGCUGAAGUGAUUCUGCUUAGCUGAAGAUAAGUAAAGACUGUAUGUAGUAACCAUUCCUUAACCAGUAGUGCAUGCCAGAGGUAAGUUAGUGCUUUUGACAUUUGGGGCAUUCACAUGCCUUGUGUUUUACUGAAGAACUUAACUGAAUGUAGUCAUGGAAGGUACAAGAUACGGAACCAUUCACUGACAUUGGGACAUCACCUGGAAUUUUUAAAAUAAAUUUAUCCUUUUUGUUUACCUA
Grammomys surdaster is the source of this 3039-nucleotide messenger RNA. RefSeq names its product BTB domain containing 1 (gene Btbd1). Gene Ontology annotation, biological process: neurogenesis. The record is from RefSeq and is a predicted model, not a curated record. Bases 12 to 1478 code for a protein of 488 amino acids. Lineage: Eukaryota; Metazoa; Chordata; Mammalia; Rodentia; Muridae. Gene Ontology annotation, cellular component: cytosol; P-body. Gene Ontology annotation, molecular function: protein binding. The transcript has 8 exons.